AUGUACCGCAUCUUGACAGCUGCGAGCCUUGUGCUUCUGCUUCCACAAUCCGGCUCUGCUUUCGACAUUCAAAGCCUGACAAGGCGUAGUGCUGGCUCCGGAACUGGCUAUGUCCACAUUCCGGUGCAGCACACGGUCAAGAAUUCUAAUGGAGCCCCAAUGAUAAGGCGGAGGGCAAGCGGCAAGUACUCCACGGUUGACUUGGAGAACCUGUCAAGCGCGUACAGCAUCAACAUCUCGAUUGCGGGACAGGACACAACCGUCAUCGUUGACACAGGAAGCUCUGAGCUAUGGGUUGACCCGGAUUGCUCUACGGCAGCCCGCGGCAAUGUCACAGACAGCGAUGAAGGCUCGGGAUUCGAUGUUGGCUCGCCACAAUACUGCGAAUCGAUCGGCCGCUAUGAUCCAGACUCGUCCUCAACUUCGAAGGAUCUUGAGAAAGGAGACGUCUUCGUUUAUGCAGACCUCACCACCAUCGAGCUUAACUACUACACCGACAAUAUUGAUAUCGGAGGCUUAGAAAUCAAGGAGCAGCAGUUUGGUGUUGCAAAUGUUACUAAUGCUACUGCCCUGGGCAUAAUGGGUAUGGGGCCUAACUCUGCUUAUGGAUAUAACUCCUCCACCCAGCCAUACAGCCUUAUAUUGGAUUCUAUGGCUUCGCAAGGCCUAAUAGCAAGCCGUGCUUUCAGUCUGGACCUCAAAAACUACGAUAAUGCAACCGGAUCCAUCAUCUUUGGUGGUUUGGAUAAGAAGAAGUUCCUUGGUUCCCUACAAACACUACCCCUGGAAUCGCCUCAGAUGUCGGCUGGCGCCUAUGGCGAUGGUAGUGAUGACGAGAAGUACACAAACCACGGUUACUUUGUCACAGUCCAGUCCCUAAGCAUGACUAAACCGAACGACACCUCCUCCAGCAAAUAUGACCAAGACAGCUUUUUAGCAGUUCUUGACAGUGGGACGAGCGCGAUUCUGACGCCCGAAGGCAUAUCGUCUCAAAUUUGCAACGAUGUAGGAGGGACUGAGAUGACACAAUCCGGCUCCAGCUUUUGUACAGUCCCUUGCGAUGUGAAGAACCAACCUGGCGGGCUGGAUGUGGAAUUCCAAGGCAAGACUAUCCGUGUCACCUUCGAAAAUCUCUUCACGGAAGUCGAGCAGGACGGCUAUACUUUCUGCUUCCUAGGAGUGGGUGACACAGGAGUUGCUACAGAUCCACCUACUUAUAUCCUAGGCAGUCCGUUUCUGCGAGCCGCGUACGCCGUAUUUGACUGGGACAAUCAGCAGGUGCAUCUUGCUCAGGCCUCUGAUUGUGGCAGCAACGUCGUGGCUAUCGGUACCGGUACGGGUGCUGUCCCCACUGGCGGUGGCUGCAAAGAGUCGGCAUCGCUUCCUUCUAUUCACAGAAACGUCGGGCUAGCAAUGGUCGCUUUCUUGGCAAGCACUCUGUUCUUGAUGAUCACCCAACUCUUGCUCCAUUUGGAACAUCCGAUUACAAAAAAUUGGUCUUACGGCAUAAGCCGAGGGGGCACUGCCGCGUGCGUAGUUGCUGGAAGGCUAGCAGAAGCGGAUCCUGAACUGUCCAUUCUCGUCAUCGAAGGCGGACAAGACAAUUUCAAUGUGCCCAGUGUGGUUAAUCCUGUCCUCUUUUACCAGCAUCUACUACCCACCAGCAAGACAGCCUUGUUCUAUAAAGCCAAGGCUUCUGAGCACCUCGCUGGGCGAGAAUCGAUAGUCCCGUCAGGGGGAACUUUGGGCGGAGGCUCUUCGAUUAACUUCAUGAUGUACACAAGGUCCCAACGUGAGGACUUUGACUCGUGGAACACGCCGGGAUGGACGGCUGAUGAUAUCCUCCCCUUCAUGAGAAAGCUCGAGACCUACCACGGCCCCGGGGAUGCUGAUAGACACGGAUAUUCGGGCCCGAUUCACGUCAGCAAUGGUGGAUACAGCGUUGAGAGCCCUAAGGAUGACUAUAUCAACGUGCUCAAGACUUAUGGUGGUUUGCCUGAGAGCAAAGAUAUGCAGAGCCUUGAUGCCAAUAACUGCUGUGAGCGAUCACUCAAAUACGUCUCACCGGAGGGCAAACGCCAAGAUGCAGCCCACACAUUUCUUCACCCGAAACUACAAGAUGGGAAACACCCAAAUUUACACGUUCUUGUCGAGGCAAAGGUCAUACGCGUUCUAUUUGACGAGAACAAGAAGGCAUGCGGUGUCGAAGUCACUCCCAACCCUGACUUCCAGGUCCAGAUUGGAGUCACCAAGAGCCCUAAGCAGGUCUUCAGAGCUCGAAAAUUAGUGGUGGUCUCCUGUGGGGCGAACGGAACGCCUAAUGUCCUGGAAAGAUCCGGCAUUGGCGGCAAGGAAAUCCUUGAGAAGGCAGGCGUACCAGUUGUGGUCGACUUGCCUGGUGUGGGAAGCAAUUGGCAAGAUCAUCAUCUGAUCCUUCUACCUUUCAAAACGUCGCUCCAGCCACGCGAGACCGGCGAUCUUGUCAUCAGUGGUCGCGUAAAAGAGGAAGACUUGAUCAAAAAUAAGGACAAAAUCCUGGGUUGGAAUUUGGUUGAUGUUGGUGUGAAGAUGCAGCCGUCGGAAGCAGAUCGCGCGACGUUGGACAAGGAUCUGUUGGCGGCCUGGGAGCGGGAUUUCAAGGACAAACCAAACAAGCCUUUGAUGCUGAUUGCCUUCAUCAAUGGCUUUGUCGGCGACCAUUCAGCUCUGGAGGAAGGACAGUACGUCCUGAUGGCCAAUUAUACCGCUUACCCGUACUCUCGGGGCUCAAUGCACAUCACUGGUCCCGAUAUCAAUGAUGCACUCGACUUCGACGUUGGAUUUUUCUCCGAUCCAGGCGACAUUGACCUCAAGAAGCAAGUGUGGGCAUAUAAGAAACAACGCGAGUUUAUGAGGCGUACGCAGAUGUUCCGAGGCGAGGUCGCUCUGGGCCAUCCAAAGUUCUCACCAACAUCAAAGGCUGCACUAGUCGAGGAUGUCUCGACCCUCGACCUGCGAGGGGACGAUGUCCACGAUUUGGAGUAUUCGGCCGAGGACGACAAAGCCAUCGAGCAAUUCCUACGUGAGAAUAUCCAGACUACAUGGCAUUCGAUUGCGUCGUGUAGGAUGGCGCCGAGAGAAGAAAUGGGCGUUGUGGAUGGAAACUUGAGUGUAUAUGGUGUUCAGAACCUAAAGCUCGCGGAUCUGAGCAUUCCGCCUGAAAACGUUGGAGCAAAUACCAACAAUACGGCUCUUGUCAUCGGAGAAAAGGCCGCAGACAUUAUUGCGCAAGAGCUUGGAUUGCCAAGAAGAUGA
This is a messenger RNA of Diaporthe amygdali, 3294 nucleotides long. RefSeq lists its product as uncharacterized. The transcript has 10 exons. Gene Ontology annotation, biological process: proteolysis. NCBI's taxonomy places the organism in Eukaryota, Fungi, Ascomycota, Sordariomycetes, Diaporthales, Diaporthaceae. Bases 1 to 3294 code for a protein of 1097 amino acids. Gene Ontology annotation, molecular function: oxidoreductase activity, acting on CH-OH group of donors; flavin adenine dinucleotide binding; aspartic-type endopeptidase activity. The record is from RefSeq and is a predicted model, not a curated record.